AACUGUGGCUCAGUUGACAGGAUCCCGUGAUCUCGUCUCGAGACCCCCACCCACCCCCUUCUCUCCCCCCUAUUCUUCCCCCUUUUCCCUCCCCUCCCGAACCAGAACCCGGACGAGCUCCGUACCCACUGCCCGCCUCUGUCCGUGGUCCUGAACACAGUCUCCUGGCGGAUUUAGUGGAUUGUUCCCCCCAAAAAACCCUCCUGCGUGGAGGCGUGAGAGCGGACAUCAGCAUGAUUUCAUGGAGACUGAGGUCAUGAGCAUCCCGCGGCUCGGCACCGGCGACUCCGGGAUCUGAAACCCACACACACAGAGACACACACACACACACACACACAAAAGGUGGAACAUUUUCGGUUCACCUUGGAGGUCAUAAACCAGAACCGCGACCCCCCCUCCCCUCUCACCCUCAUCUUCCUCCUUCUCUUCUUCCACUAAAGGCUUUUUUUGGUCUUUUUUUUUUUGGAGGGGACUUCAUCCUCUCCAGAGCGUGACCCCCCUCCUCCCCUUCCCACCACCUCCACACACUCCCCCUCCCCUCUAAACAAAAUGAGACUGGCAAAAAUGUGCCGACUAAACGUGCUGGGGAUCUAUUUGUGGCAAACGGUUGUGUUUUUCAGCUUGGCAGCAUCCAAAGAAGCUGCAGCGAGGAAAGCUGCCUCCCCGAUGCCACCGUCCGAAUUUCUGGACAAGCUCAUGGGCAAGGUUUCGGGGUACGAUGCCAGAAUCCGACCAAAUUUUAAAGGUCCGCCUGUCAACGUAACCUGCAACAUUUUCAUCAACAGCUUCGGGUCCAUCGCCGAAACAACAAUGGACUACAGAGUGAACAUUUUCUUGAGACAGCAGUGGAACGACCCUCGGCUGGCCUACAGCGAAUAUCCAGACGACUCGCUGGACCUCGACCCCUCCAUGUUGGACUCCAUCUGGAAACCUGACUUGUUCUUUGCCAACGAGAAGGGGGCCAACUUUCAUGAGGUCACCACCGACAACAAGCUGCUACGCAUCUCUAAAAAUGGCAACGUGCUCUACAGCAUACGAAUAACGCUGGUCCUGGCCUGCCCCAUGGAUCUGAAGAACUUUCCAAUGGACGUCCAGACCUGCAUCAUGCAGCUGGAGAGCUUCGGCUACACCAUGAACGACCUAAUAUUCGAAUGGGACAAGAAGGGGGCCGUGCAGGUCGCCGACGGGCUGACACUACCUCAGUUCAUUCUGAAAGAAGAGAAGGACCUGCGCUACUGCACCAAGCACUACAACACAGGUAAAUUCACCUGUAUCGAGGCUCGUUUCCACCUGGAGCGUCAGAUGGGUUACUACCUGAUCCAGAUGUACAUCCCCUCUCUGCUCAUAGUUAUAUUGUCCUGGGUUUCCUUCUGGAUCAACAUGGACGCCGCGCCCGCCCGGGUGGGCCUGGGCAUCACCACCGUGCUGACCAUGACCACGCAGAGCUCUGGUUCAAGAGCCUCUCUGCCCAAGGUGUCGUACGUAAAAGCCAUCGAUAUCUGGAUGGCCGUCUGUCUGCUGUUUGUGUUCUCGGCCCUGCUCGAGUACGCCGCCGUCAACUUCAUCGCCCGCCAGCACAAGGAGCUGCUGCGCUUCAGACGGAGGCGACGACACAUGAAGGAGGAUGAGACGGGCGAGGGCCGCUUCAGUUUCCCCGGUUACGGCAUGGGCCCUGCUUGCCUGCAGGCUAAGGACGGCAUGGCCAUCAAAGGCAACAACAACAAUGCCCCGACCUCGGCCGCACCCGAAAAGAGCAUUGAGGAGAUGAAGAAGCUGUUCAUCAGUCGGGCCAAGCGCAUCGACACGGUGUCCCGCGUGGCCUUCCCGCUCGUCUUCCUCAUUUUUAACAUUUUCUACUGGAUCAUUUACAAGAUCAUCCGCAGCGAGGACAUCCACAAGCAGUAGUGGAGAGCUGAGGAGGAGGACGAGGAGGAGAACGGUGCGAAGAGGAGAAGACAGAGAAAAGGAAACAGAGCGCUGACUUCGGUACAAGAUCUGUUGCCCCUUUUUCCACCGAGCGUUCUCUCCUCUUCCUCUUCCUUCGCCUUCAUUUGGUCGAGGAAAGUCACUUUCUUUGUGGCGGUCGCUCACCAUGGCACCACCUGACGCCUACAGACACGAUUUCAAAUAUUUAUUAUUGCUUUAUUUUUCCUUUAAUCUCCUCUCCUACCCUGAAACCUGCCCCGUUCCCGUCUCCUUCCAGCUCCUGAAUAAUCCGGACCGGUGCAAUAGCAAUGCAGUAAAAUGCAUGAUAUAUGAAUGUGGCAAUAUAUUCAAGAAACGAAAAGUUCAACUUUUGCAGGCAUCCCAGCAAAAACUGUGUGGGAGCAGUCGGACUGAACAAGCGAGGCUUGUAAAAGAAAUGUUGUGUUUGAUUUUAGCUUUUUGUGUGACGACAGAUAUAAUGCUAUGUGACGGGUGGGUCGUGCGAGAGCAGUGUAAUAUACUCAUAUAUGUUAUCAUAACUGGGAAAAAAUAGGAUGUUUGUUUCCACAGGUGGGCGUCUGGAUUUAAAGGAUUUUUCACCCAAAAAAAAGAAAAGAAAAGAAGGCGGGCCGAUCGGUGCUUCCAUUGAACAAAGCGAUGCAAAGGUCGCGCUUUCUGUAUAUCGAGAUUUGCUUCAAAUGUGUACUGCAAGCACUCCUCAAAGCUCCCCCUUGCUCCCGCUGCCAUCAAGCACCGUGAAACUGAACCGACCUGUCAAUCACACGACUGGACGACAUGGGACAAACUAUCUCAUUUAUCCGUGCUCAGCGUGUUCCUCUGCCUGUCCUUCAUUUCUGUUUUUUCGGUUGUUUCUUAAUGAAUUUCUGUGCCGACUCAACACGUGGCUCCUGCGGCGCUCUGACACGCAGGAAGGAGGUGCGCUCUGAUGUCAGCAGCUGAUGUCGCCUCGCAGGCUCCUGGGUUUUUGAGAUUUCGCUUUGUUUUGGUGAAAGCGGACAGAGAACUACUCGAGCGAGGACGUAGCAACACACAGAUACGUUUACAUCUCCAGUAGUGCUUCCUUGCUUUGACCCCGCCUUAACGUGACGCCGCCCAUCCCGCUCCCCAGCCGAGAGGACAUAUGUUACCUUAAUUAACUGUAUUCCCGCCUCGUUCGUAUGCACCGACUGUAGCUGCAAACCUCAUAAAGCUACGCCGCCAUCCACAUGCAGAGGCUGUGAUGAGGGGAUUCGUCAUUUGAGGCUUCAUAAGUGUGACUAAUGAUUUUAUUUGUUUCUUUUUUUUCUUGUACUUUGCACCAGGCUUCUCUAUGCAAUGAUCAGUAUAUGCAAAUAUGAUUUUUCCCACGUCUUAGCACCCUCAUCCACAUCCCGCUGCAGACAGUGAGAAAAGGUCUUUCAUGCUUAUUGGUCAGAAUGGAGACAAAGGUGUUGCAAACUGCCCAGGCACUUCUGCCCAAUGCACACGGAUCAGUAGAUGGAGAAAAAUAUAUAUAAAUAUAUAUGUGUGUAUGUUUUAAACUAGAAAUCUGAAGGAAGGAGGUGGAAGGAGGAGAGUGAUGAUGUGUGUGCAGUGAGAACUCUGACAGGCUGUGAUGUGCAAUGUUCUUUUUUUUUGCAAACAUUUAAUCAGUCUCACACUAUCUUUUUCUGCUUCUUACACAAAAACCUGCCUUUGCAGCCAAACCUCAAAGGAGCACGUCGACGAUUCUUUGUGAGACACCGGGAGGCCUGGCUCAGCCGUACUGCCCAGUCAGAAACAUUUUAUUAAAUUCCAGCUUGUGCGCUGGUUAAAUUAGCCUGAUGUAGCUAUUAUAUAUUAUAGUUUGUGUUUCCUCGUUCUGUCCCAGUCCACAGACAUACUGUAAGAGUCUUAGAGAGAGCGGAUGAAUAUUUCCGAUUAUUCCUCCGAUAACCUCUGAUCAGUGAGCCACCAGCUGAAAGUCAACCAGCCAGCUAGACCUUCCUCGCUCUGACAAUAAAACAUGGAUUAUUUGUUUUGGUCUAAAUAUCAGACACGGGGAGAUUGGCACAAAGUGCAUCUCCACUGUUAACUGAAACAAACAUUUCGCUGUCCAACUCUGCAUUGUGAGAAAAAAUAUGAUUUAAGAGGCUAUAAUUUCAUAUUCCUUUUAUCCUCAGAGACAGAAAUACAAAACAAUAUUUUCAUUUGGAUGAUUUCUUCAUUUCUCUCCUCCUGCUGUUUAAUCCAUGAAUCCGCAGCAAAGGGAUUCCUUAAAACUAAUUUGGGUUUUGUGUCUUUUACAGAACAGCUGAUGUAGAUUUUAAUUUACAUCAUUCACUUUGUCUCAAAGUACACUGCGAGCAAUCCGAAGGGCUAUGCUCCACCUCUCCCUCUGCUCACAUGAUCCCAGCCUGUUCUGACUUUAAAAUGGAAGUGCCAUAAAAUCUGCUUCAGUCCAAACUAUGCAUCUCAUUCACCGAAUCAUUCCCAGAAAAGGAAAACUGCUCAAAGCUGGAACCUCAGAGGUGCUUCGGUUACUUACAGAGGCCGUUUUAUUUCCACAUGCGCGGCUGUGUUUCCGUGAGCUCCGGUCGAAUCCCCGCCUUCACCCUCUCACCCUCCUUAUCGUUACACCUUCAGAGAUGUGGGCACGGAUUCAGAUUCAGAGCAGAUCAGACGGUUCAAGCAGGGAAAGUAAAAAGGUGGUGUUUUUUCUGAAAACCCACAAAUAUGCAUGUUAAAUGAAGACCUCACCCAGGUCCAAAGUCACACUUGUACUUCUCUGCUAUUCAUGUAUGUGGGAGCAACGAAGCAAAACAAGCUCACUGGGCCUUUCAAAGGCUGCUGUGAUGCUUCUCACACAGCGUUCUUGGUUUGACCAAAGUUCUCCAGAAAUCACCUUAAAGCUAAUUCCAGGUAAUAAACUCUUUCAGUUACACAGGUCAGUCAAGCAGGUGCAGUACUUAAAAAGUAAACCGUUUAGUGCUGCUGAAAGGAAUAUUUUAUAUUUGUGUACAGGGACAAAUCAACGCUGUCUUAAAUGGAAGUGUUCGACUUUUAGUCCACCUGGCUCAGUCGUGGUGAGGCACACAACAAACUUUAAAAUAUCUUUUAUAAUAGAGCUUGAGGUGCAGCUCUUCCCAGCAAAUGAACUUAUGGAUCCGUGCACGCUCGCCAGGAAAAUCGUAUUUUGCAGACUUGGCAGCUCCUCUGAGCGACACGUAUGAUGCAAACCGCCUCUGAUGGCCUCUGUUUGCAGUGAAGCCUCCUCUGUGGUCACGGCCUGCACCCAGGUGGGAAACCUCAGCCGGCUCAAUCUGAUUAGGACGGCUCCUUUUAUCUUCUGUGCCAAAAACACAAGGACAUCAGUCGCCUGUUUUACAUACACAUGUACAUCUUCUCGUGCCAUAUGGGGGUUGAAUAUGCAACAAAAAAAGAGGACCUAGAAGCAUAUCGUGCAUCCAUUCAACCAUCAUUUCCCAGCAUUUACGGCCCUCCCCUCAGGCGUGGGUCUCGUGCGUGUCAUAGUUGUUGUAGAGCUUUUUGUCAGGCCUCAUGCCGUCGUAUUAAUCAUUGUUCUCUGUGGGUUUGGGGGGCAGAGGGGGGGAUACUGUGGGUUGGUUUUGCAUCGCGAUGUGAUGCAAACUGACAGAAGGAUGAGAGAGAGGGAUGCAUUUUUAGACGUUUAUGGAUUUUAAAGUAGCAUGGUUUGAUUUGCCGAUGAUUAAUGAUUCACGGGCUUUUGCAGGGUUUGUUUGAUUCUCUUGUAUUUUAUUGUAUGUAAUAUACAACCCGAUGACCCCGAGGCAGAAGGAGAAAAAAACAGAGACUCUCGAACUGCUGUGAACUAAAGGAAACAUUAUUAUGACGAUUCUUCUUCUUCUUAUUUAUUUAUUUACUUUCUUUGCACAAGUUGGAAUGGCCUUAAUUUUGCUUUGGUUGCUUCUCUCGUGUAUUGGCACAAAGUGCACCUGUUUCGUUUGCCGAACUUACGAUUAUGCUCAUUAUGACGCUUAUAAUCUGAACGUGCACAUCAGAGCAGAAUGAAAAAAAAAAGUUCAGCAAAUCCUUUUUAUUUUUCAUUAAUCUGAGAAUCAAUAUUUUGCAUGAAUAUAAAUAAAAUGGCAGAUAUUUUGGCUUGUAUAAAAAAAUGUGAAGCAAUUUGAAGAGAAAAAAAAAGAAUGUACCGUUUCUGCUGUAUCUGUAUAUAUCUAAAUAUUUACUGAAAUAUGUCAUACUACUAAUUCUAUUAAUGAUUAAAGGUUUUCUGAACAAAAAUCUCUUUACCUGUUUUUGAACAUUGUCGAGGUUGUUGGAGUUGGAUCUUCUGCUUUCUGUUACUCGACUCAAGGAUCUGUGUAAUCGUUCGAGAAAAAGUAUUAAAAAUUGCAAAGAAA
Molecule: messenger RNA, 6308 nt
Organism: Haplochromis burtoni (Burton's mouthbrooder)
Lineage: Eukaryota; Metazoa; Chordata; Actinopteri; Cichliformes; Cichlidae
Gene: glra1
Product: glycine receptor, alpha 1
Exons: 9
Coding region: 550-1905 (451 amino acids)
Biological process (GO): chemical synaptic transmission; signal transduction; regulation of membrane potential
Cellular component (GO): neuron projection; synapse; postsynaptic membrane
Molecular function (GO): transmitter-gated monoatomic ion channel activity; transmembrane signaling receptor activity; extracellularly glycine-gated chloride channel activity
Source: RefSeq, a predicted model, not a curated record